Molecule: messenger RNA, 1398 nt
Organism: Asterias rubens (European starfish)
Lineage: Eukaryota; Metazoa; Echinodermata; Asteroidea; Forcipulatida; Asteriidae
Exons: 2
Coding region: 1-1398 (465 amino acids)
Source: RefSeq, a predicted model, not a curated record
AUGACAUCCCGAACGGUCAAAUAUACGAGAGUGACACCCGAACAGUCGAAUGACAACCCGAACGGUCAAAGAUACGAGAAUGACAACCCGAACAGACACAGAUACGAGCUUGACAACCCGAACAGACACAGAUACGAGAUUGACAUCCCGAACAGACACAGAUACGAGAUUGACAACCCGAACAGACACAGAUACGAGAUUGACAUCCCGAACAGACACAGAUACGAGAUUGACAUCCCGAACAGACACAGAUACGAGAAUGACAUCCCGAACAGACACAGAUACGAGAAUGACAACCCGAACAGACACAGAUACGAGAAUGACAUCCCGAACAGACACAGAUACGAGAAUGACAACCCGAACAAUCAUUGCUCACGGAGCACACAUGACACUAGCGGGAGACUGCAUCCACAUCAUGGCUUCCCCGACCCGCUCGCCAGUGGCUCCGCUUCAUACGUCGGUAUGAGUGACCUAUUAGCAAACGAAGCAGGUCCCGACAUCAGAAGAAUCUCAUCAACAUCAACACUGAUCUCCAUUGUAGAGUCCCUAUUGGAUCCAAGAGACACAAUCUACGAGGUCCGAGAUGAUGGCUUCGGGAACUGGGGAGCUCGGGAAUCCAACCCUCAAUACACCAACAGCAGCGUGUUCUCUGCGGAGUCAGCACAGCGUCUGAACCAGAAGCUGAGAGCUCUACCGAGCGAGCUCAGCGUGGAAGACGACGAUGCUGAUGAAUACGAAUACAACUACCCCUAUGCUGACCUGGGAAAACUAAGAUUGCCUGCGGCGGCCGACCCCAACAGACUCAGCACCUGCUCCGAUGAUACAGAGUAUGUGGUGGUGCUCAAACAGAAACAAUGCGAGGCAACAUAUUCAUCACACGUGAAAGGAAUGGUCAGAAGUACGCCAAGCGGAAUGAGCAACACUGAUGAAGUACCCACAACCUCAACUGGUCACACGACCACGCCCAGUCUUCGGGAUCCUUUGGGCGGUAAGGGGUUGGCCGACCACUAUAAGGUUCCGCGCUCACCAGCCGUUAGGCGUGACACAGCAGACACUCCGUGUGGUCAGCAGUUCGUCAGGAGCUACGUUACUUCGAUCAAGAGCAUGACCGAGAGUUCGACUGGUUUGAAACGAAGCUCGGGACACAGGCAGACAAGACGGGUCAAAGAGAUGGUACAGUGUCCACCGCCUCCCCCUCCUGAAAAUUAUGAAACCCCCCAUGUGUACGUCAAUGGUCGUGGUACAGGUAGUACAAAGAUUUUCUCUGAAUCUCCUAAGCCCAAGAGACGGGCCCCACCCAUACCCAAGCCAAGAACACGGAUACCAGCAGAGCACAAAACAACCAAAGACACUAAAGAGGUAACCUUAGAAACACAAACUGUAGAAAGAUUCAUUUAA